AUGGCUUUCAUAAUGAGGCAGUCCGUGUGCUCCAUGUCCUCAUCGUCUGCCACCGCGGCCUCAGCGAAGAAAAUCCUCAUCAAGCACGUGACCGUCAUUGGCGGUGGGCUGAUGGGUGCCGGCAUCGCCCAGGUUGCUGCAGCAACUGGCCACACAGUAGUGUUGGUGGACCAAACAGAGGAGAUUCUGGCAAAAUCUAGAAAGGGAAUUGAGGAAAGCCUUCAGAAAGUAGCCAAGAAGAAUUUUGCGGAAAAUCCCAAGGCUGGCAAUGAGUUCAUGGAGAAGACGUUGAGCAGCAUAUCAACCAGCACGGACGCAGCAUCCAUGGUCCACAGCGCAGACCUUGUGGUGGAGGUCAUCAUAGAGAAUCUGCAGGUGAAGAAUGAGCUCUUCAAGAGGCUGGACAAAUUUGCUGCUGAACACACAAUCUUUGCCAGCAACACUUCCUCUUUGCAGAUCACAAGCAUAGCCAACGCCACUACCAGACAGGACCAAUUUGCCGGGCUCCAUUUCUUCAACCCAGUCCCCAUGAUAAAACUUGCGGAGGUCGUUAAAACACCAAUGACCAGCCAGAAGACUUUUGAAUCUCUGAUAGACUUCUGCAAAGCCCUGGGAAAGCACCCUGUUGCUUGCAAGGACACUCCCGGGUUUAUUGUGAACUGUCUCCUGGUGCCAUACCUCAUGGAAGCAGUCAGGCUGUAUUAACGAGGUGAUGUGACCAAGGAAGACAUUGAUAUUGCUAUGAAGCUGGGCGCCGGGUACCCCAUGGGCCCAUUCGAGCUUCUCGAUUACAUUGGGCUGGAUACUACAAAGUUCAUCUUGGAUGGGUGGCAUGAAAUGGAUACAAAGAACCCCUUGUUUCAGCCCAGCCCAUCCAUGAAUAAGCUGGUAGCAGAGGAUAAGUUUGGCAAGAAGACUGGAGAAGUAUAUUACAAAUACAAGUGA
This is a messenger RNA of Hippopotamus amphibius kiboko, 945 nucleotides long. RefSeq names its product hydroxyacyl-coenzyme A dehydrogenase, mitochondrial-like. Gene Ontology annotation, cellular component: mitochondrion. Gene Ontology annotation, molecular function: NAD+ binding; (3S)-3-hydroxyacyl-CoA dehydrogenase (NAD+) activity. The record is from RefSeq and is a predicted model, not a curated record. Gene Ontology annotation, biological process: fatty acid beta-oxidation. Lineage: Eukaryota; Metazoa; Chordata; Mammalia; Artiodactyla; Hippopotamidae. The transcript has a single exon.